Coregonus sp. 'balchen' is the source of this 14807-nucleotide messenger RNA. The record is from the annotation of a GenBank genome assembly. Lineage: Eukaryota; Metazoa; Chordata; Actinopteri; Salmoniformes; Salmonidae.
GCAUUUCUUAUGACGUUUCCACCCGGCUUGUUUCUCUUCUCCUCUCCUCUCCUCUCGUUUCCUUUCCUCGGUAGAACGUAUUUCUGUCUGUAGCCGACUAACGUUAGCUAGCAUUAUGGCCAACGUUGUGGAUACCAAGCUAUACGACAUCCUCGGAGUUUCACCCUCCGCCUCAGAAAACGACCUAAAGAAGGUACGUGACUGGUGUUGUGUAAAUAAAUAAUACACAAUCCGUGCCUACAGAAAAUGUGGCGAAAAAUUAUAAGACCGCAAAACAGGGUUGAUGUGGCCUUGCCAACACUGUUCAGAUGCUAAGCUAAUUAGCUAGUUAACCUAUCGCUAGUUAACGUUAGCUAGACAACUAGCUAAUCGUGCAAGCUAGCCAGUGCAUAUUCUGUUGUAAAUAUCUAAUGAAAAGCAAUAGUCUUUCUCUGAUUGAAAAGCGCGAGCUAAGGUAGCUAGCUGACUAGUUAGUUAACUAGCUGUUAGAAAGUUGGUUAGAUGUAUUUUAUACAUGAGAAACUAGGCAUAGAAAAGUAGCCCAGGCAGCGGCCGAUCGUUGCUAGGCAGUGCAGACUUCUACGCAACGUUAGCUGCAGUAGCUAGCUAACGUUAGCGUAAUAUACUGCGCUAGCUGACGUGAGUAAAACAAAGCUGGCAGAGUAAAACCAUAUAGAAGUACUAGGUAUGUUAUUUGUUAGUUAGCUAGUUAUAGCCAGCUAGUACAUAAUGAGAUCGUAAUUUAUCUAAUUUGUCUGGUAAUGUUAGCUAGCUAGCUGAAUCUAUUGUUAGCUAACGUUAGCUAAUGUCUAAAGUUAGUUACACUCUGUCGUCAUGUUUUUGACAUAUACUACAGAUUGCUAUCUUACUAGGGAUAGUCAUGAAGAGGAUGAUGAUGAUGUUAGCCUGUUCGUUAGCUAACGUUAGAAGACUUUCAGAUUCACCAAGUGUUGCUCUUGCCGCAGCAGCAGGGUAAAGCUACGCAGUUAGAAAAGGUUGGCCCUACAACAGCCCACUCCCAGACAGUGACUGAUGAUGUACGUCUGUCUCUCUUGUGUUCAGGCAUACCGCAAAUUGGCCAAAGAGUUUCACCCUGAUAAGAACCCAGAUGCCGGGGACAAGGUAAGAGACUGGCAGUUACACAAACAACACAUUCACAACAUGACACAGCACACACACACAAAACGAAUCACAGCAGCACAUAACGCUCAUCAAGCGACAUCACGACCACCAGCCAUGGUAGGACCAUCACAAAGGCCUAUCUGUAUUGAGCAGUAACAGAGACUGGUAUCAAUCGCCUUUGGUAUUACUCAAAUGGCCACCUCUCCAGAGUAAGAGUGCACCAGCUAGUCUGUUGAGGCACCCUCUCUCCUGGUCUCAUCUGCUUCAUCUGCAGCACUGCCCCAACCGGCAUCUUCUUCUGCAUCUCUAUCAGCUGUCCUGUGUAACAUCAGUGCAGAUGGAGAGGAAACCAUGUUAGACAAUUGAGAUGGGAGGAGAGGAUCUGUGAGACAACUACAUGUGAUGAUUGUUCAUGUGGAUUUAAAGUAAACAGUACGGAAAAUGUCACCUGGGGUUGUCGAAUGUCUGGGGGUAGUUAUGACAGAGAAUGGCAGGUCCCUCCCUAAUGAUUACCGCCCCCCCCCCCCCUUCUCUCCCAGUUUAAGGAGAUCAGUUUUGCGUAUGAGGUGCUGACCAAUCCUGAGAAGAAGGAGCUGUAUGACCGUUAUGGAGAGCAGGGGCUGCGGGAGGGAGGUGGUGGAGGGGCUGGCAUGGAUGACAUCUUCUCCCACAUCUUUGGAGGUGGGCUGUUUGGCUUCAUGGGGGGGCAGGGACGCGGAGGAGGAGGACGCAACGGGGGGCGCAGGAGAGGAGAGGACAUGGUGCACCCCCUCAAGUGAGUGACAGUUACUCUCCCUUCACAUCUAUGGUCCUCUAUCCAGACAUUGCUAGUUAUGCCUUACCUAACCCUGCCUACCUGUCUAACAGAGUUUCACUGGAAGACCUCUACAAUGGUAAAACAACUAAACUACAACUCAGCAAGAAUGUCCUGUGUGCUUCCUGCAAUGGGUGAGUCUACACACACACUUUAAUGUAAUUGACAUGGAAAUCAAUGUUAGUUACACUUUUUGAAAUACACUGAACAAAAAUAUAAAUGCAACAAUUUCAACGAUUUUACUGAGUUACAGUUCAUAUAAGGAAAUUAGUCAAUGGAAAUAAAUGAAUUAGGUCCUAAACUAUGGAUUUUACAUGACUGGGAAUACAGUAUGUGAGCGGAGCGAAGAGCGGAGCAUGCCCAAUUAGACUGGAGCGCAGAGCGAGAUUCCCAAAUGCUGGAGUGUCGGCCUACUCGUCCGCUCCAAUUUCGCUCCAAUAGUGCUCACAUCACGAGCUCUGGGCAUGCCCGGCCCAGCAUGCAUUUGUAGUCUACUUGUGUACUGCUAUAGCCCCUUGCUUUAGCUACUGUCGUGGAGUUCGCUAAAUAUUUUCAUAAAGAAACGGAUAAAACACACAGGUGCAAAAUCAAGGUGACUUACAAAGAUGAGGACCAAGAGAGGGAGUGCGGUGAUGUAGUGUCCACAACUAAAUAAUCAUUGUUGAAUCUGAAAAUACAUGUAUCGCUGCUGGCAUGCUCUCCAGGCACCAUCGCAUGAGCCUGAAGCCACAGACUGGCCAAACUCUUGUUUCUAAAAAUGAAUUCAAAGGCACUAAUAAGGCAUUUUUUGUUUAAUUUGUAUUUAAUUCUAAGUAAGUCACAGCCUACCGUGCAUUGGGAAAAUAUUCAGACGCCUUGACUUUUUCCACUUUGUUACGUUACAGCCUUAUUCUAAAAUUGAUUAAAUAGUUUUUCCCCCUCAUCAAUCUACACACUACCCCAUAAUGACAAAGCAAAAACAGGUUUUUAGAAAUGUUGGCAAAUGUAUUAAAAAGGGAAAUAUCACAUUUACAUGAAGUAUUCAGACCCUUUACUCAGUACUUUGUUGAAGCACCUUUGGCAGCGAUUAUAGCCUCAAGUCAUCUUGGGUAUGACGCUACAAGUUUGGCACACCUGUAUUUGGGGAGUUUCUCCCAUUCUUCUCUACAUAUCCUCUCAAGCUCUGUCAGGUUGGAUGGGGAGCGUCGCUGCACAGCUAUUUUCAGGUCUCUGGCUGGGCCACUCAAGGACAUUCAGAGACUUGUCCCGAAGCCACUCCUGCGUUGUCUUUGCUAUGUGCUUAGGGUCGUUGUCCUGUUGGAAGGUGAACCUUCGCCCCAGUCUGAGGUCCUGAGCGCUCUGGAGCAGGUUUUCAUCAAGAAUCUGUGUACUUUGCUCCAUUUCUUUCCCUCAAUCCUGACUAGUCUCCCAGUUCCUUUCGCAGAAAAAUAUCCCCACAGCAUGAUGCUGCCACCACCAUUCUUCACCGUAGGGAUGGUGCCAGGUUUCCUCCAGAUGUGACGCUUAGCAUUCAGGCCAAAGAGUUCAAUCUUGGUUUCAUCAGACCAGAGACUCUUGUUUCUCAUGGUCUGAGAGUCAUUUUGGUGCCUUUUGGCAAACUCCAAGCGGGCUGUCGUGCCUUUUUACUAAGGAGUGGCUUCUGUCUGGCCACUCUACCAUAAAGGCCUGAUUGGUGGAGUGCUGCAGAGAUGGUUGUCCUUCUGGAAGGUUCUCCCAUCUCCACAGAGGAACUCUGGAGCUCUGUCAGAGUGACCAUCGGGUUCUUGGUCACCUCCCUGACCAAGGCCCUUCUUCCAUGAUUGCUCAGUUUGGCCGGGCGGCCAACUCUAGGAAGAGUCUUAGUGGUUCCAAACUUCUUCCAUUUAAGAAUGAUGGAGGCCAUUGUGUUCUUGGGGACCUUCAAUGCUGCAGACAUUUUUUGGUACCCUUCCCUAAAUCUGUGCCUCGACAUAAUCCUGUCUCAGAGCUCUACGGACAAUUCCUUCGACCUCAAGGCUUGGUUUUUGCUCUGACAUGCACUGUCAACUGUGGGACCUUAUAUAGACAGGUGUGUGCCUUUUCAAAUCAUGUCCAAUCAAUUGAAUUUACCCCAUGUGGACUCCAAUCAAGUUGUAGGAUGAUCAAUGGAAACCGGAUGCACCUGAGCUCAAUUUCGAGUGUAAUAGCAAAGCGUCUUAAUACUUACGUGAAUAAGGUAUUUCUGUUUUUUUAUUUUUAAUAAAUGUACAAAAAUGUAUAACUUUUUUUUGCUUUGUCAUUAUGGGGAAUUGUGUGUAGAUUGAGGAAAACAAUUUAAUCAAUUUUAGAAUAAGGCUGUGACGUAACAAAUGUGGAAAAAGUCGAGGGGUCUGAAUACUUUCCGAAUGCACUGUAUAUGCACUAUUUAUAGACUAAAAUUAUUUUUAUACAACGAAAUGUUGUUUAGAUGCUGAGGGCUUUAUGUCCCUACCAGCCUAUUGUGUUGCACUCGCUAAUGCUUCACAAUGCAUUUAUUUGUAGGUUUUAGCCUUGAAAUAAUAUAGUCUAAAUAAUUCAUUUUUGUUCCUUCUUAUGCUCCCUGUCUGGCUCCUGACCUAUUUAGAGUGUUUUAAAUGCUGUUUAAUAUGACAUGUAGCCUAUUUGUAAUUAUGAGCGCUUCUUGCUUUCACCUUUUCAUGUUUAUUAAAAUACUUUUCAUUAAAAUCAUAUGGUUUGGUUUCAAUAAUUCAAAACCAAAUGGUAGGUCCAGGUAGUCACAGAAAUAGAUGGGUGUUGGUUAAAUUGUGAUUUUAGUGAAUGGAGCGAAUUUGGAGCGGCAGUGUUUUUUUUUCUUUCUGUGAGCGCGGAGCGGUUUUUAGCGGAGUGGUUGGAAAGGACGUGGAGCGCCGUAGCGGUGCGGUGCUCCAUGAGCGAUGAGCGGGAUUUCCAAGUGGGGGGUAGGGGCGUAUGAGCGUGGAUCAGAAAACCAGUCAGUAUCUGGUGUGACCAGAUCAGGCUGUUGAUUGUGGCCUGUGGAACGUUGUCCCACUCUUCAACGGCUGUGCGAAGUUAAGGGAACUGGAACACGUCAUACAUGUCGAACCAGAGCAUCCCAAUCAUGCUCAAUGGGUGUGUAUGCAGGCCUUGGAAGAACUGGGACAUUUUCAGCUUCCAGGAAUUGUGUACAGAUCCUUUCGACAUGGGGCCGUGCAUUAUCAUGCUGAAACAUGAGGUGAUAGCGGCGGGUGAAUGGCACGACAAUGGGCCUUAGGAUCUCAUCACGAUAUCUCUGGCAUUCAAAUUGCCAUCAAUAAAAUGCAAUUGUGUUCGUUGUCCAUAGCAUAUGCCUGCCCAUACCAUAACCCCACCGCCACCAUGGGGCACUCUGUUCACAACACUGACAUCAGCGAACCGCUCGCCCACACGACAUCACUGUGUGCCACUUGCAUGGUACAGUUGAAAUCGGGAUUAAUCUGUGAAGAGCACACUUCUCCAGGAUGCCAGUGGCAAUCGAAGGUGAGCAUUUGCCCAUAGAAGUCGGUUACGAUGCCGAACUGCAGUCAGGUCAAGACCCUGGUGAGGACGAUGAGCAUGCAGAUGAGCUUCCCUGAGACGGUUUCUGACAAUUUGUGCAGAAAUUCAUUGGUUGUUCAAACCCACAGUUUCAUCAGUAGUCCGGUUGGCUGGUCUCAGACAAUCCCGCAGGUGAAGAAGCCAGGAUGUGGAGGUCCUGCGCUGACGUGGUUACACUUGGUCUGCGGUUGUGAGGCCGGUUGGACGUACUGCCAAAUUCUCUAAAAUGAUGACGGAGGUGGCUUAUGGUAGAGAAAUUAACAUUCAAUUCUCUAGCAGCAGCUCUGGUGGAACAUUCCUGCAGUCAGCGUGCCAGUUGCAUGCUCCCUCAACUUGAGACAUCUGUGGCAUUGUGUUGUGUGACAAAACUGGACACUUUAGUGGCCUUUUAUUGUCCCCAGCACAAGGUGCACCUGUGAUGAUCAUGCUGUUUAAUCAGCUUCUUGAUAUGCCACACCUGUCAGGUUUUUAUUUUAUUUUUUAUUUAACCUUUAUUUAACCAGGUAAGCCAGUUGAGAACAAGUUCUCAUUUACAACUGCGACCUGGCCAAGAUAAAGCAAAGCAGUGCGAUUUAAAAACAACAGAGUUACAUAUGGGAUAAACAAAACGUACAGUCAAAAAGACCAAUAGAAGAUCUAUAUACAGUGUGUGCAAAUGUAGUAAGUUAUGGAGGUAAGGCAAUAAAAUAGGCCAUAGUGCAAAAUAAUUACAAUUUAGUAUUAACACUGGAGUGAUAGAUGUGCAAAUAGAGAUACUGGGGUGCAAAUUAGCAAAAUAAAUAACAAUAUGGGGAUGAAGUAGUUGGGUGGGCUAAUUACAGAUGGGCUGUGUACAGGUGAAGUGAUUUGUAAGCUGCUCUGACAACUGAUGCUUAAAGUUAGUGAGGGAGAUAAGUGUCUCCAGCUUCAGAGAUUUUUGCAGUUCGUUCCAGUCAUUGCCAACAGAACUGGAAGGAAUGGCGGCCAAAGGAGGUGUUGGCUUUGGGGAUGACCAGUGAGAUAUACCUGCUGAAGCGCAUACUACGGGUGGGUGUUGCUAUGGUGACCAAUGAGCUAAGAUAAGGCAGGGAUUUGCCUAGCAGUGAUUUAUAGAUGACCUGGAGCCAGUGGGUUUGGCGACGAAUAUGUAGUGAGGGCCAGCCAACGAGAGCGCACAGGUCACAAUGAUGGGUAGUAUAUGGGGCUUUGGUGACAAAACGGAUGGCACUGUGAUAGACUACAUCCAAUUUUCUGAGUAGAGUGUUGGAAGCUAUUUUGUAAAUGACAUUGCCGAAGUCAAGGAUCGGUAGGAUAGUCAGUUUUACGAGGGCAUGUUUGGCAGCAUGAGUGAAGGAGGCUUUGUUGCGAAAUAGGAAGCUGAUUCUAGAUUUAACUUUGGAUUGGAGAUGCUUAAUGUGAGUCUGGAAGGAGAGUUUACGGUCUAACCAGACACCUAGGUAUUUGUAGUUGUAUCAGACCCGCCGUGAGUAGUGAUUCUAGUUGGGCGAGCGGGUGCAAGCAGCGUUCGAUUGAAGAGCAUGCAUUUAGUUUUACUAGCGUUUAAGAGCAGUUGGAGGCUACGGAAGGAGUGUUGUAUGGCAUUGAAGCUCGUUUGGAGGUUUGUUAACACAGUGUCCAAUGAAGGGCCAGAUGUAUACAAAAUGGUGUCGUCUGCAUAGAGGUGGAUCUGAGAGUCACCAGCAGCAAGAGCGACAUCAUUGAUAUACACAGAGAAUAGAGUCGGCCCGAGAAUUGAACCCUGUGGCACCCCCAUAGACUGCCAGAGGUCCAGACAACAGGCCCUCCGAUUUGACACAUUGAACUCUAUCUGAGAAGUAGUUGGUGAACCAGGCGAGGCAGUCAUUUGAGAAACCAAGGCUAUUUAGUCUGCCAAUAAGAAUGCGGUGAUUGACAGUCGAAAGCCUUGGCCAGGUCGAUGAAGACGGCUGCACAGUACAGUUUUUUUAUCGAUCACGGUUAUAAUAUCGCUUAGGACCUUGAGCGUGGCUGAGGUGCACCCAUGACCAGCUCGGAAACCAGAUUGCAUAGCGGAGAAGGUACGGUGGGAUUGGAAAUGGUCGGUUUGUUAACUUGGCUUUCGAAAGGCAAGGCAGGGCAGGAUGGCUGGAUUAUCUUGGCAAAGGAGAAAUGCUCACUAACAGGGAUGUAAAGAAAUUUCCUCACAAAAUUUGAGAGAAGUAAGGUUUUUGUGCGUAUUGAACAUUUCUGGGAUCUUUUAUUUCAGCUAAUGAAACAUGGGACCAACACUUUACAUGUUGCGUUUAUAUUUUUAUUCAGUAUAAAUAUCAUCUUUCAUGGACAGAGCUAUGGAUGCAGGACUGACCAUUCAUGAUAUAAACAUUUAUAGUUUUAACAAUGUUUUGAAGCUAUAUAACAUUUGUUUACUUUGUUUAUAAAACAAGGUUAUAUUUUGGGUUAUGAUAGGAUAUGACAGUUGAACUAAGCUCAUGAGGCAUUUAUAAGUUCUAUUCUUUAAGAAUCAAUGGGUACGUGUCAUUAAUUUAUAAGUCCAAAAAUGAAUAUAGGCAGGAUUGCUGAUUGCCCGUUUAACAUGUGAUAUAUUGUUUAAUGUGAUACUUGUCUCUCCUCUCUCUGGUCCGUCUCCAGUGCGGGGGGUAAGGCGGGGGCGGUGCAGAAGUGUGUGGCAUGCAGAGGGAGAGGCAUGAGGAUCAUGAUCAGACAGCUGGCUCCUGGCAUGGUCCAACAGAUGCAGUCAGUCUGCACAGACUGCAACGGAGAGGGUAGGACCACACACACACACGUAGUCUGCAAUUAUCAAUACACUAUACAUAUUUAUUUUUUUAAUUGCUAGGAAACUAAUCUGUUUGUUGUGUUUGUGUAGGGGAGGUGAUCAGUGAGAAGGACCGCUGUAAGAAGUGUGAGGGUCGUAAGGUGAACAAGGAGACCAAGCUGUUGGAGGUCCAUGUUGAUAAAGGCAUGAGGCAUGGCCAGAAGAUCAGCUUCACUGGAGAGGCUGACCAAGCCCCAGGCACUGAGCCUGGAGACAUCCUACUGGUCCUACAGGAGAAGGAGCACGAGGUAAAACACACACACAUACACACUGUAGCAGAGAGUACUUGAAGACUUAAACGAACUGCUUAGGAAACCACUGAGUGAAGUGUUAAGAAAUUCAAAAUAGAAUUUUGCUGGUUGCGAACACACAUUUUGCCGAUAUUGCAGUUUCAGCUAAAUGCUUAUGUUUCUAGCUCUAACAAUGCAGUAUACCUAACAAUACACACAAAUCCCCAAAAUAUAGAAAUAUCAGAACAAGCAAUGUCAGUCAGAAAAAAAAAUAUAUACAGUACCAGUCAAAAGUUUAGACACACCUACUCAUUCAAGGGUUUUUCUUGAUUUUUACUAUUUUCUACAUUGUAGAAUAAUAGUGAAGACAUCAAAACUAUGAAAUAACACAUAUGGAAUCAUGUAGUAACCAAAAAAGUGUUAAACAAAUCUAAAUAUAUUGCCUUGAUGACAGCUUUUCAAACUCUUGGCAUUCUCUCAACCAGCUUCACCUGGAAUGCUUUUCUAACAGUCUUGAAGGAGUUCCCACAUAUGCUGAGCACUUGUUGGCUGCUUUUCCUUCACUCUGCCGUUCGACUCAUCCCAAACCAUCUCAAUUGGGUUGAAGUCGGGGGAUUGUGGAGGCCAGGUCAUCUGAUGCAGCACUCCAUCACUCUCCUUCUUGGUAAAAUAGCCCUUACACAGCCUGGAGGUGUGUUGGGUCAUUGUCCUGUUAAAAAACAAAUGAUAGUCCGACGAAGCCCAAACCAGAUGGGAUGGCGUAUCGCUGCAGAAUGCUGUGGUAGCCAUGCUGGUUAAGUGUGCCUUGAAUUCUAAAUAGAUCACAGACAGUGUCACCAGCAAAGUACCCCACACCAUAACACCUCCUCCUUAAUGCUUUACGGUCGGAACUACACAUGCAGAGAUCAUCCGUUCACCCACACUGCGUCUCACAAAGACACGGCGGUUGGAGGCAAAAAUCUCAAAUUUGGACUCCAGACCAAAGGACAAAUUUCCACCGGUCUAAUGUCCAUUGCUUGUGUUUCUUGGCCCAAGCAGGUCUCUUCUUAUUAUUGGUGUCCUUUAGUAGUGGUUUCUUUGCAGCAAUUCGCCCAUGAAGGCCUGAUUCACACAGUCCCCUCUGAAUAGUUGAUGUUGAGAUGUGUCUGUGACUUGAACUUUGUCAUUAUGGGGUAUUGUGUGUAGAUUGAGGAGGGAAAAAACGAUUUAAUCAAUUUUAGAAUAAGGCUGUAACCUAACAAAAUGUGGAAAAAGUCAAGGGGUCUGAAUAUUUUCCGAAGGCAAGUAUGUGGACACCUGCUCGUCAAACAUCUCAUUCCAAAAUCAUGGGCAUUAAUAUGGAGUUGGUCCCCCCUUUGCUGCUUUAACAGCCUCCACUCUUCUGGUAAGGCUUUCAACUAGUAGUUGGAACAUUGCUGCGGGGACUUGCUUCCAUUCAGCCACAACAGCACUCGUGAGGCCGGGCACUGAUGUUGGGCGAUUAUGCCUGGCUCGCAGUUGGCAUUCCAAUUCAUCCUAAAGGUGUUCGAUGGGGUUGAGGUCAGGGCUCUUUGCAGGCCAGUCAAGUUCUUACACACCGAUCUCGACAAACCAUUUCUGUAUGGACCUCGCUUUGUGCACGGGGGCAUUGCCAUGCUGAAACAGGAAAGGGCCGUCCACAAACUGUUGCCACAAAGUUGGAAGCACAGAAUUGUCUAGAAUGUCAUUGUAUGCUGUAGUGUUAAGAUUUCCCUUCACUGGAACUAAGGGGCCUAGCCCGAACCAUGUAAAACAGCCCCAGACCAUUAUUCCUCCUACACCAAACUUUACAGUUGGCACAUUGCAUUCGGGCAGGUAGCGUUCUCCUGGUAUCCGCCAAACCCAGAUUCGUCCGUCGGACUGCCAGAUGGUGAAGCGUGAUUCAUCACUCCAGAGAACGUGUUUCCACUGCUCCUGAGUCCAAUGGCGGUGAGCUUUACACCACUCUAGCCGGAGCUUGUCAUUGGUGAUCUGACUUGUUGGAAAAGUGGCAUCCUAUGACGGUGCCACGUUGAAUGUCUCUGAGCUCUUCAGUAAGACCAUUCUACUGCCAAUGUUUGUCUAAGGAGAUUGCAUGGCUGCAUGCUCGAUUUUAUACACCUGUCAUCAACGGGUGUGGCUGAAAUAGCCAAAUCCACUAUUUUGAAGCGGUGUCCACUUACUUUUGGCCGUGUAGUGUGUGUGUAUAUACUGUGUGUGUGUGUGUGUGUGUAUAUAUACUGAACAAAAAUAAAAACGCAACAUGUAAAGUGUUGGUUUCAUGAGCUGAAAUAAAAGAUUCCAGAAAUUUUCCAAACGCGCAUAAAGCUUAUUGCUCACAAAUUUGGUGCACAAAUUUGUUACAUCCCUGUUAGUGAGCAUUUCUCCUUUGCCAAGAUAAUCCAUCCACCUGACAGGUGUGGCAUAUCAAGAAGCUGAUAAAUUUAUUGCUGGGGACAAUAAAAGGCCACUCUAAAAUGUACAGUUUUGUCACCCAACACAAUGCCACAGAUGUCUCAAGUUUUGAGGGAGUGUGCAAUUGGCAUGCUUACUGCAGGAAAGUCCACCAGACCUGUUGCCAGAGAAUUUAAUGUUUUUCUCUACAAUAAGCCGCCUCCAACGUCAUUUUAGAGAAUUUGGCAGUACUUCCAACCUGCCUCACAACCGCAGACCACGUGUAACCACGCCAGCCCAGGAACUCCACAUCAGUUUUCUUCACCUGUGGGAUCGUCUGAGUCCAGCCACCCCGACAGCCGAUGAAACUAAGGAGUAAUUCUGUCUGUAAUAGAGCCCAGGCAUACCCAUGGCUGCGCCCCUGCCCAGUCAUGUGACAUCCAUAGAUUAGGAACUAAUUUAUUUAUUUCAAUUGACUGAUUUCCUUAUAUGAACUGUAACUCAAUAAAAUCGUUGAAAUUGUUGCAUGUUGCGUUAAUAAUGGUGUGUACAGCAGUGGUUGUAUAGGAUGAGCCUUAACUAUAAUACAGUAUAUGCAUAUGAAGUGGGUAAAACAUUACAUACUUACAUUUACAGUAUGUAAACAUUUAUUAAAGUGACCAGUGUUCAAUGACUAUGUACAUAGAGUCUGGGUGGUAGCCGGUAACAGUAACAGUGACUAAAUGUCUUAGCUUCCUUCCUGAAGGUGGUUCUCAAUUCACAUCUCCUGAGUUUGAGACAUUCCUGAAACACUUUCGCCCACUUGUCACCCAGAGAGGUUGGGUCAAAGUGCUGAGAAAAUGUUAAUUGAGUGUGUUCUGCAGGAGUUCCGUCGUGAUGGCCAUGACCUCCACAUGACGCAGCGUAUCGGCCUGGUGGAAGCUCUGUGUGGCUUUCAGUUGGCGGUCACACACCUCGACGGACGCCAGCUAGCCGUCAAAUAUCCCCCUGGCAAGGUCAUAGACCCAGGUAAACACACACCACAACACACACACACCGCCUCAAGCUUAAAGGGGGGCUGAACUUCCUGAUUUGGCCUAGUUUUUCGGCUUGGUCAUUAAGAAAUGCAGCUGCCAUGACUGAAGCCAAACAAGAGUUGUUUUGGGGGGGGGGGUUAAUGUGUGUGUGUGUGUGUGUUCGGAUGUGGCAAGCGUUUGUACAUUCACUAUGCCAAAACAGUACACAGUUAUUCACUCACGCUUGUAGAUAACUUGAAACAGUCUAACCAUGUGUCUUGAAGUCGCCUAGGCUAGCUAGUGCUAGCCAACUUCUUUCGCCAAUUAGCUUCAGCCGGCUGGUGUGCGACAGUGGCGAAGUUGGUUUGAUAUUGUAUAGCCUAACUCUGGGGCUAGUUAGGGACCGUCAAUAAAUAGCUAAAUGUAAAUUAAACAAUAUUGUCAUGUUGCACAUCGUUUCGUUAUCUCAUUAAAUGCGUUCAAUAUUUGUAUAUUAAUAUUUCUACAAUUAAUAGAUGGUUUGAGGUUUUUAAGUCAUUGAAAUUUGGAGCUAUUGACAUUUUAAAAUAUUGUCCCAUGUACAUUGUGUAAUUGACUUAUGGUCCCUAACUAGCCCCAUAGGCAUAUCAAAUCCAAAUUGACCAUGGGCAUUACGAUCGGGUCGCAUGCAGCUGCGCUCCGAAUUGAUGAUUACUUGUGUGUUGCCAGCUGUGGUAGGAUUGAAAUAAACCCAACCAAAGGAACACUUACGGUACCCUUCAUUCCAUGACAUACAAUUUUUUUGAGAAUGACUUUAUGAUCCAAAUGAUCCAAUUUACACUUUGUAGUACAUUUUGACAUGAUAAUACAUGUUUCUGACUAAUAUCGAUGCCAAAUAGGACGUUUUCAAAACGAGAAGUUUCUUUUUAGGGGCAGUCGCUCUUUAACUUGAUCUAUUUGGUUCGCCCUGUAUCAUUACAUUGAUGAUUGUUUGUGUGUGUGUGUGUGUGUGUGUGUGUCAGGUUGUAUCCGAGUGGUGAAGGGAGAGGGGAUGCCUCAGUACAGGAACCCCUUUGAGAAGGGAGAUCUGUUCAUCAAGUUUGAUGUCCAGUUCCCUGACAACAACUGGAUCAGCCCUGAGAAACUCACCGUGAGUACCUCCAGAGAACCAAAUAGCCCGUCUAAGGUGUCUAACCACUGACGUGCAUCACACAUUGUCUUAACCUUUACUUUGUGUGUGUAAUAUACAGAAUGUGUGUUUUACCUGUGUGUGUAGGAGUUGGAGGACCUGCUGCCUGCGCGUGCGGAGGGACCAGUCAUCUCGUCGGAGGCAGAGGAGGUUGACCUCCAGGACUGUGAGGUCAGAGGUCAGGGGUCAGCGGGGGCCAGGAGGGAGGCCUACAACGACAGCUCUGAUGAGGAGGGGGGGCCGCACGGCCCAGGGGUACAGUGUGCCCACCAGUAGACUGAAUAAACACACACACCCCGACAACCCUCUCUCUCCAGUCUGUGUGCCCAUCUGUUGUGAGGGAAGGGCACCUCCCUACUGCACCCUGCCCCUCCCCCAGGUCCCAUCAGGACCCUCCAUCCUCUUCAUUCCGCCAUCAGAGUGUGUGGGUGUGGUCAGCAGGCUGUGCUGGAUGUGUGGUGGCCAUUUGACAUCCUAGGAUUUUAGGCCCUACAGCUGUCUUUGGAAACGUUGUCAUUUGGGAACCUUGUGUAUAAAAUGAAUAUAUUGUCUGGUAAAAUUAAUUCAUUUAUCUAACAGGAUCAGUGUCGUAGUCUAGUCUUAGUCACAUCAGCGCAUGCUGAAAGACAUUUAACCACAGGCCUACCAUAGCCCCUGGCCUACACGGCAGCCUGCUGAGCCACACAGGAAGCGAGUGCAUCACUUCCUGUAAGCUCAAAUUCCUCUCAUCAUGAGUUACCUGGGGACUUACUGGUUCAGAUUUGUUUCCACCAAUCACAUAGCUUGAAUCUUUAGGAUUAUUUACCUUUCAGUCAGAAAACAACAUGUUUCUCUUCUGCGUGAGGAUUGUGUGCUUUUGCGCAUGCGUGCGUGUGACCACAGAUCUUUUGUCUGAGUAGCAUACUCUAUUCCUCUUUCUAAACUCAGGCAAGGCUCUGUGUGUAGAAUGUUCUGGCUUCUCUACUCAUAGCGGUAUGUAUUCUGUGUGUAGCGGCAGUGUGAGUGAAGACCUCAUGUUUACGCUCAAUUAAAGAUAAAAACACCUGAAUUGGUUAAGAACUUCUCCCACCUUGACCAUGUCACCUUUAACCCUCGACCCCUAACCUCUGUAUUAUACACAACUCUCCAUGCCAGUAGAACUGUCACAUGCCAUCUCAACUUCCAUUCCCUUAGCUCUGUAAAUACCAGCCACAACCCCAUCCCCUGUGCACGGUCACAUCUCAAUACUUUUCAGCUGCCUCCUCCCCUCCUAUCCAAAUUCCUGUCCUUCAUCUGCACUGAUGGGACAAGACAGCAGGGUCAUGUUCAGUUGGCACAAAUUAGAUUAUUUUUUUUAACAACUUGAACUUGUCCAAUAAAAAAACACUUUAAUUUCCAGUUUCAAAACAUGUUGCUACAGUCUGCCCUAUUGAACAUGGUCCAGGUGAAAGCAUUAUGGCAUUACUAGGCCACACAUGGAUUUUCUUUCUAUUGUCCAGUUCUGAGAUCAGUGCAGAUGGAGAGGAUAGGAGGCUACUUUAGACUGUAGAGAUGUAGUCAUGUGACUGUCACUGUAUAUAUGAUAUAGGCCACUGGAGGGACAUACUACAGACCAACAGACGGGGGCUUUAUUAAGUAAGUGAUAUUAUUGUUGAUGAUGUUCAUGUUUGUCAGGAUGACAAUUUAACUGUAUAAUAAACUCUGUCACCAUCAGCUCUCUGCCUCUAUUCAUCCACUUACCAGCAGGCUACAGUAUUUAAGCUGAUGACGGUUUAAUAAAAAAAAG